GGACUUGGCACGCAUGCGCACUGGAGGUAACAACGAUAGGUCUGGGAGUGACAGUGUCUGUGGAUGAGGAGGAUAAACAUGAAAUGUGGACGAUGAUGAUGAUGAUGCGAUGAGGCGAGAUGGCGUUCCAGGAAGGAGAGACACUCGAAUCGUGGCUUAACAAAGCCACUCACCCGACUAACAGGCAGGAGGACUGGGAGUACAUCAUCGGCUUCUGUGACCAGAUCAACAAGGAGCUGGAGGGUCCACAGAUCGCUGUACAGCUUCUUGUGCACAAAAUCCACUCGCCUCAGGAAUGGGAGGCUCUCCAGGCAUUAACCGUGUUGGAGGCCUGCAUGAAGAACUGUGGCAGACGAUUUCACAACGAAGUGGCCAAAUACAGGUUUUUAAACGAGCUCAUCAAAGUGGUCUCCCCCAAGUACAUGGGAGAAAGUGUCUCUGAGAGAGUGAAGACUAAGAUUAUUGAAAUGCUGUACAGCUGGACUGUAGCGUUCCCUAACGAGGCCAAAAUAAACGAAGCAUACCAAACACUGAGGAGACAAGGACUCGUCUCCUCAGACCCUGAACUGACGGCUGAUAAAACUCUGAUCCCGUCUCCACCGACUCGGCCCAAAAACCCCGUGUUCGACAACGAGGACAUGGGCAAGUUGUUGGCAGAGCUGCUCCGCAGUAAGAACCCAGAGGAUCUGCAGGAGGCCAACAGGUUGAUAAAGAACAUGGUGAAGGAGGACGAUGCUCGGGUUCAGAAAAUGACCAAACGCAUGCACACGCUGGAGGAGGUGAACAAUAACGUGAAGCUGCUGAGCGAGAUGCUGAGUCAUUACGACCAGGACAGGUCAUCAGAUGCAGACCGUGACCUCAUCAAGGAGCUGUAUGAGCGCUGUGACAAACUCAGACGCACAGCCUUUAAGCUGGCCACAGAGACGGAGGACCAUGACGCUAGUUUAGGUGAAAUUCUUCAGGCCAGUGAUGAGCUGGAGAGAGUUAUAAGCCUGUAUAAGAAUGUGGUAAAAGGCCAGACAGAGGGAGACACUGCUGAGGAGCAGAAACCAGCACACGGGAAAGGUUGUGAGACAGACACACUCAUUGAUCUCGCUGGUCUGGAUGAACCGCCUACUCCACAGACAGCUCCGCCCACUCAAGUCUCCAGAGCAGGUUCGACCAAUCAGACUGCCUGCAGUAUUCCUGUGAUCCCGCCACCUCCUCGACGAUUGGCUGGAGGGUCUGCCAGUCAGACCAGCAGCCCCAUUCACAAAGCCUCAGAGCCGUCACCGGCCCACUCGCUGCUGGAUGAUGAGCUGCUGUCCCUGGGUUUGAAUGAACCUCCUCCGGUACAGAGCAGACCCAAACUGGAGGACACGUCCAGCCAGUGGACAUCUUUACAGGCUCCUGCUCCUCCAGGACUCGACCUGUUCUCGGGUGGAGCAUCAGCACCAGGCAUCGUCUUUCCUCCUACACACACCUCAGGCCACCCCACCCACCCCACCCAGCCGGACGUGGUGACUCAGGGGCUGCAAGAUCUCGCCAUGCUGAAUCUGGGAGAGGUGAAGAGUGUCUCUGGUCAGCCUGGGAUAGCCUCCGGUGUUGGUCUGGGUGUGGCCGUGCCCUACUCUCUCUCCUCUUUCAAUCCCUUUAUCAGCUCCACCAUGCCCGGUUCGCCCCUGCGCACUGUACAGGGAAACCCUGUGCGCUGCGAGGCAUCCCUCAGCAACCUGCAUGUUCCCCUCGAAUCCAUUAAAACCAGUAAGGCUCUUCCUGUGACCGCGUACGAUAAAGACGGAGUGCGUGUCCUCCUGCACUUCGGCUCUGAGUGUCCUCCUGGGAGACCAGACGUCCUCGUCAUUGUGGUGUCCAUGCUGAACACAGCUCCCCUCGCAGUGAAGAACAUCGAGCUCCAGGCUGCAGUGCCGAAGUCUAUGAAGGUGAAGCUUCAGAGUCCAUCAGGAUCUGAGCUGGCGCCCUUUAACCCCGUCCUGCCCCCUUCCUCCAUCACACAGGUCAUGCUUCUUGCUAACCCUCUUAAGGAUAAGGUGCGUCUGCGCUAUAAGCUGAUGUUCCUCCUUGGUGAGAGACAGUACUGUGGAGUGGGUGAGCUGGAUGAGUUUCCUCCACCAGAGAGAUGGGGAAACCUGUAGAGCAUACACACACACACACACACACACACACACACACACACACUGUAAGAUUCAACUCAAACCUGUGUAAGAAAUCUCCUGGUUUAUUUAUUGAUUUGUUUGAUUUUCAUUAAAGCUGUAAAUGAUGAGUGUUAUAAAGGGUCCAAGUUAGCUUCUAGUCACUUUGAGCUACAGCAUUAACUCUAACACUGAGAUUCCACACUGUACACAUGGACUCCAAAUCACUUCUGACAAGGAAAUCACCCGAUACUGCACCCUCUGCCUCUGUUUAUUGAUAUACAUGUGUGUGUUACACUGCACUGACUGUGGAGUUCUACAUGCACACACACACACACUCACCCAUGUGCUGGACAUUUGUGACAACCAUGUGUUAUGAUGAUGCUCCAUCAUCCACAGUGUCACUCAAUCAGGGACAGUCAUGGGCGGAGCAUCCACCUAACUCCGCCCACAACACCUAAAUCAUUGUGUUUCAGCUGAACCCUGAGCUCACUCUAGCAAGCAGCCGGCCACUUUUCAUUUCCUGUGUAAGUUUACAACGUAGAAGAUUUUUUUGUUGUAAAUUUAAAUUAUUCAUGACGUGGUAAUGCAACAAAUCCUCAUACAAACGUGUUGUCAAUGUUUCUCCAGUGUUUGGUGCUAAAAAUAGAGAAUAAAUCAUUUUAUUCUAAAGUGAUAACAUGAGCCGGCUACAAGUGAUACCAUUAACUAGAGACAAACUCUCCAGGAAGCAGUCUCCUGCUAGCGUGAUCUCUGCCUCACACACGAGAGAGUCACAGUGCUGAGGAGAUUUGUUUAUGUUUGGCUGAAUUCAGUUUAACUUAACAAACAUCUUUAUUUUAAUGUUAUGUGUCCUGUUUACUGAAUGAAUGUCUUUAAUUUAUUGAUGUCAUCCUGCAAUACAGGUGUGUUUAAUUGCUG
Molecule: messenger RNA, 3053 nt
Organism: Hemibagrus wyckioides
Lineage: Eukaryota; Metazoa; Chordata; Actinopteri; Siluriformes; Bagridae
Gene: gga3b
Product: golgi associated, gamma adaptin ear containing, ARF binding protein 3b
Exons: 17
Coding region: 120-2135 (671 amino acids)
Biological process (GO): intracellular protein transport; vesicle-mediated transport
Cellular component (GO): trans-Golgi network
Molecular function (GO): ubiquitin binding; phosphatidylinositol binding; small GTPase binding
Source: RefSeq, a predicted model, not a curated record